UCCCCUCCCCCCGGCUGUCAUUCAGAGGCGGAGCUCCGCGCCUCUCUCCUCCUCUCCGUGUGUCCGUGGCCGGCCGGAUGGCUGUCCUACUCCAGGCCGGGGCUUUGGCCGGGUCUCAGCGGCUUGUGUAUUUCUCUUCACCGGCUGCCGUCAAUAGGUCAAAACUAUAGCUGCAAUUGAAGCAUCCUAUGCAUACUAUGUGCUUAUGGCGGCAAGCAUGGAUAAUUGGAAAUGAGCUGCAAUGGAAACUCCUUCGUCAGAGUGAACAGCGAAUCUUCAUCUGGGAUCAAAAUGAGUGACGUGCAGGCGACUGUGGAGUUUUCAGUGGAGCUCCAGAAGUUUUACAACGUAGACCUAUUUCAGAGAGGAUUUUACCAGCUCCGAGCAUCUAUGAAAAUUCCACCGCGCAUUCCACACAGAAUAGAAGCGAGUCUUCUGCGCGUAACAGGCGACGACUUGGCCUUCCCAGCAUCGGUGCAAGAUACUGUUGUCUGCAGUAAAAUUUUCCAAAUUUUGUACAAAAAUGAGGAGGUAGCCGUCAAUGAUGUGAUGAACUUCAAAGUUAAGAUGCUUCUGGAUGAAAGGAAGAUUGAGGAGACGUUGAAUGAACUGGUGUUUCAGCUUUCCAUUGACCUGUAUUUCACAGACACAGACUAUUCACCAAAUGACCCAAACGCCUUGCAACUAAUUAGUAGUCGAAAUUUAAAGUUGCACUUUAACCUACAUAGAGGCCUUCAUCACCACAUCAAUUUAAUGUUUGAUUACUUUCACCUCUCAGUCAUAUCUAUUGUAGUUCAUGGGUCCUUGGUUGCGCUGCAUCAGCCACUCAUCAGCUUUCACCGUGCAAUGAAGAAUACCUGGCUGAACCGAAAUGCUCCAGCCCAGAGCAAGGAGUCCGCGAUCCCAACACUGGAAAGUGUGGUGUUCGGCAGCCACUACACAAAGCAGCUGUCUGCAGAUGGGAACAGCUUUGUGGUCCAGGAAUGUUUCCUACAGCAUGCCUACAACCUUCACUAUACACUCUGUGCCUGCUUGCUGUCGUCAUUUAAGGGAUUAUACAGUUAUUUCAUGACUGUAACCAAGGAGCUGCCCUCUUCACUAAAGCUGGAGUUGGCCAAGCCCCGCAUGCAGGUCCUUUAUGAACGUCUUCUCAGAAGAAAAUACCCGUGGCCUGCAAGAGACGACGCUCUGGAAAAGAUUGAUGUGGACGCCCGUCUCGCAGAACUGUGUGAGGAUGUCAAGAAAAUUGAUAAUCCUGACGAAUUGGCAGAACUGAUUAAUAUGAACCUGGCACAGCUUUGUUCACUGCUGAUGGCGCUUUGGGGACAGUUUCUUGAAGUCAUCGUUUUGCAAGAUGAAAUCACAAGCAUUGUUGCACAGGAACAUCACAUGCUGAGAGUCCGUAGAUUUGCAGAAGCUUUCUUUUGCCUUGAGCAUCCUAGACAAGCUGCCCUGGCAUACCAAGAACUGCACGCCCAAAGUCACCUCCAAAUGUCAACUGCUAUAAAGAGUUCCACUUACUUCAGUUCUCUUCCACCUCUGCCCAUAGAGUGUUGUGAGCUGGACGGAGACUUUAACGUUCUGCCAAUUAUUUUUGAAGAUAGGUAUUUAGAUUACAUUACAGAAGAUUUAGAUGGGCCUUGGCUUGGUGCUAAUAACCUUCAAAAAUCGGAUUCUAAUAAAAUGGAAAAAGCGGACAGUGAAGAUGGAUACGUUUAUGGUCUUGUCAGCCCAGAGCUAAAAGUCGCUUCUGAAGUUUCUGCUCCACACUGGUGUCUAGAAGGUGAAAAGCAGCAGGCUAAAAUGCUAAAGUCUAAAAAUGAAGAUGACAAUAAGUCAAAAGCUAAAGGAAAUAAACUAAUGAGAACAAUGAAACCUGAAAAUCCCAAAAAGAUAGUUAAGCAGAAUUCUAAAGACUCUGUGGUUUUAGUGAGCUACAAAUGUUUAAAAGCUGCUACAGCAGAGGUUAUGUCUAAACCAUUUGAAGGCAGGCCUUCACAUUGUCAUAAAGAUGGAGCUCACUCUAGUCAAGGGUUUCCAACAAGUGACACCAGAUUGUCUGGGGUGCACACGUGGCAAAAGGGACAAAGCUCUCUGCCUUCAAACCUUGUCACAAACAAACCACUUUCUGUAAGUGGCGAGAGUUCCAAGGGAAACCAGAGUAGCCCCUUGGAUUCUGCUAAUCUAAUCGCUUUCUCCACUGUUUCAGGUUCUCCCAGCACACAACAGUCAGGUACUGUGGUCGCGAAAAUGGACAGUGUGCCUCAACAAGCUGAAAGGGGCAGUGUUGGUCAAUCCACAGGACCUUCAGGAGUCAGGACAAUACAGGUGAAGCCAAGUACCAAGAACUCCUAUGAAGGUGAAAAAGUAACGGUUAUAUUUUCCUCCAAGUCUGAGGUAUUGCGAGAUGUUACCAUUAAGGAUGGAAUUCCAGGACAUGGGUUUCCUGCUUUGCCUGGUGGAGUAACACCAUUACAGGAGACAGAUUCAGUGUUUGAAAAGGAUGUGGCAGUAGAUACAAAUAUAAAAUUAUCAGGAAAUGGAGACUCACUCUUGAAGCUAAAAAACCAGCCACAUCCUACCUCAAAAGAGAUCCACAUAGUAGUGAGUGGGGAUACAAUAAAGUUACCUGAUCUUAGCAUUACCUGUGCAUCUUCAAGAUUUUCUGAUUCCGGUGUAGAAAGUGAACCAAGCUCUUUUGCGACUCAUCCAAAUCCAGAAUGCUGCUUGGAAAAUGUAAUAGAGCAUGGUCCUGUUUCAUCUGAUAAAGUAUUUUCACAGUUAUUGCUCAAACCAGAAUCUAAUCUGAAAACUACUGUUGAGAGCCACUGUACAGAAAGCACGAGUGCCCUAAGUGAAAUCCAGUCGUCUUUGACAUCUAUUAAUUCCUUGCCAUCCGAUGAUGAACUUUCACCAGAUGAAAGUUCAAAGAUCUCAGUUGUACCUGAGAGCCAGGUGAAAGAUAGCAAGACUGUCCUAGACUUGGGGAGUGUUGAUGUGCCAAAGUUUGAUCUUAAAAAGUCCAACAUUCUCACACAGCCUCAAUGUGUUGUGUUUUCAGAAAGUGAAAAUAUCCCAGUGCAUUCCUCCCUUUCAAGCAUCAGAGACCUAUUCCAGUUUGCUAUUUCUGAUGAGGAAACUCCAAAUGAAGUAAAGAGUAUUCCGGUUCCACUGCCAGGUUCUAUAACCACUUUUCGAGAACCUCAAAUUCCAGAAACCGUACUUUAUAGCUCCCGUGUUUCACUUGAUCCAGAGGUUAUUGUGGUUGGAGAACAAUCUGUGGUUUCUGGUUCAGUUGUUAUUGAUGAUAUUGGUGUGGAACCAAAAGAUACUAAGCAGGACUUGUCUGAAGCCGUGAGUAGAAGUCCUCCUGCUGCUAAACUCACUUCUACAAACAGCACAGACAUUGUGAAACAAGGUUUGGUUGAAAAUUAUUUUGGUUCUCAGAGUAGCACUGAUAUUUCUGAAAUCAGCCCUGCAGAUGACCUUAGAUAUGUUACUCCUGAAAAAGAACUUUCAAAUUUGCAGUCAACUGGCCCACUUCUGCAAGAUGAUGAUGAGGAGGAACAGGAUGAAGAAAUGAUUGAAAAUGGCUAUUAUGAGGAAACUGAUGGCCCACUAUACAAGUCAGAAGAUCCUGAAUGUGAAGUUAUCCAUGAUUCAGCAAAUAACAAAUGUUUAAGAUCUGAACACAUUGGUUCUGAAUAUUUUAAAGAUGCCAUGACCAUGCCAGGAGUUUGCACGACUAGCUGUUUAUCCUUUUCCUAUACAUUAAAAGACUCCCCUUGUGGCACUGCAUUUACUCUAAGGAAUACAUCUGAUACUAUUACAAAGCAACCUGGUGGUGCACUGUUUGACACGUCAACAUCUAUUGCUUGGUAUGAAAGCUCUCCAAAACCAUUAAUGCUAGCAUUCCUGCAGGCCAAAGAAGAACUGAAGCAGUUGCGACUCCCAGGUUUUUUGUAUAGCGAUGUGCCUCAUUUGGCAUCCACAGUUCCAUACUUCAGCAUGGAGGAGGAUGACAGCUCUGAUGAGGGAAUCCAUUUGAUUGUCUGUGUCCAUGGACUAGAUGGUAAUAGCGCUGACCUUCGGUUGGUAAGAACAUACAUAGAACUUGGACUUCCUGGGGGGCGAAAAGAUUUCCUUAUGUCGGAGAGAAACCAGAAUGACACCUUUGCUGACUUUGAUUCAAUGACAGAUCGUCUCCUAGAUGAAAUUAUACAGUAUAUCCAAAUAUACAAUCUAGCCAUUUCCAGGAUCAGCUUUAUAGGUCACUCCUUAGGAAACCUAAUCAUAAGGUCUGUGCUUUCAAGACCAAGAUUCAAAUGCUACCUUGGCAAGUUGCACACUUUCCUGUCCUUAUCCGGUCCGCAUUUAGGUACCCUUUACAACAGCAGUGCCCUUGUUAAUACAGGCUUGUGGUUCAUGCAGAAGUGGAAAAAGUCGGGCUCACUUUUACAGCUAACGUGCAGAGAUCACUCUGAUCCUCGUCAGACCUUCCUGUACAAGCUAAGCAAGAAAGCAGGGCUGGAACACUUCAGAAAUGUUGUUCUGGUCAGUUCCUUACAGGAUCGAUAUGUUCCUUACCACUCAGCUCGUAUUGAGAUGUGCAAAACUGCUCUUAAGGACAAACAGUCAGGACCCGUGUAUGCGGAAAUGAUCCAAAACAUCCUCUUGCCUGUUCUGCAGAAUAAAGACUGCAAUCUAGUGCGAUACGACGUCAUUCACGCGUUACCUAACACAGCAAACUCUCUCAUCGGGCGAGCAGCCCACAUUGCGGUUCUUGAUUCUGAAGUCUUUUUAGAGAAAUUCUUUCUGGUUGCUGGCCUCCGAUAUUUCCAGUAGAAAGAGGACAUUUCCAGACAUUUAUGUAAUACCUCAUUGACAAUGAUUCUCAAAGUAUGUGGUAAUAAAGUGUUAGCUGCCAUUGUAUUUUGAGCUGUAUUUAUAUGUUCUUGGGUUUUCAUUUUUCCCCUUUUUUUCCCCCUUUUACUGGAAAAUAAUUUAUAUCAUCCAAUUUGUGAGUACAGGUGCAGUGUAGAUUUGUUAUUUAUAUCUACGGAGACUCUUGCCACCUCCUCUGAUUCCUAAGGUUUAAUUCCUUUUUUUUUUUUUAAAAAUGGAUUCUAAUGCUAUUUGUAAAUCUUCCUGAUUUUUAUGGAUUCUUCAUGAAGUUUAGUCUGCACCAUUAUCUGGGUGUGCCGCUUCUGCCAGUUUACUUAGAAAGUUGCUUAACCACCCUGAAAAGUUUGCUGACACGAUGGGUGAGGUCAGCUGGCCUGACCACAUAACAUGUCAUAUUGUUCAUCAUUUUCCUCCUUCAGUCAUGUGUUGCUGGCUCGAAAGGUUACGGUCUUAAAUGAUUUCUUUCUAUUGAUUAUGUGAUCGACCAUUCAUCUAAGCCACGGUAAACCAGCGUGACAGUGCGGAGCUGUCCUUCAUGUACCAAAGUUACCUAAAUGCUUGCUCUGUAAACAAUGGUGACCCUUGCAUGAUACCAUAGACCCUCUACACUGCCGACAUUAAGAAGAUGAGCUUAGACAGAUGUUGCACUAAUUCACUCAUUAUUUGCCAUCAUUGUUUCUGUAGUCAACGGUAUAGUGAUGGUUGGGUAUAUCUACCAGUUGGAGACGAGACUUGGCAGCACCUUCUAUUGCUUUUAUGAUGAUGCUAUAAAUGCCAUUGUAGUGAAUAAGAUUUAAUCAAACCCUAUUCACACUUUCCUAUGGCUAGGUCUACAUGACAACAUUUGUUGCGCGACAAUUUUUAUAAUGGUAGUCUAUGGUGUCGCACUGCAACAUGCGACAUGCUUC
Messenger RNA from Bufo bufo (common toad), 5813 nucleotides. RefSeq names its product family with sequence similarity 135 member A (gene FAM135A). Lineage: Eukaryota; Metazoa; Chordata; Amphibia; Anura; Bufonidae. Bases 232 to 4845 code for a protein of 1537 amino acids. The transcript has 23 exons. The record is from RefSeq and is a predicted model, not a curated record.